AUGUGGGCCAAGCCCCCCGCCUGCCCAGUCCUGGUCUCCGUGGUGCAGCCUCUGGGUGCUGGAAACCUGAACUAUGUACAGAAGAUGAUGAGCUCUUCCUUCCUGGAGCUGACAGUCUGUCUGUCAGGGACACAAGCAGCGCUUCCAAGGCAGGUCCUUAUAACUGUCUCUUCCUCUCUAGGCACCUGUAGUAAAGUGAAGCCACCCCUGAAGGGAUCCUUCCAGGUCCUCCAUGGCAAUGGAACAUCCGUGGGGACAGUGAUGCUGUUCAACUGUCCCUCUGGCCACCAGAUGGGGGGAACUGGCCUUGUGACCUGCAUCUGGAAGGGGAAUAUCACUGAGUGGUCAUCAGGGAUACCUACAUGCAAACCUGUGCCCCCAUACGAAACUUUUGGCUUCAGGGUGGCUGUGAUUGCCUCCAUUGUCAGCUGUGCCAUCAUCCUGCUGAUGUCCAUGGCCUUCCUCACCUGCUGCCUAAUGAAGUGCGUGAAACGUACAGAGCCGCGCCACUCACACAGGACAACCCAGCUGUGGUACCAGCUUAGAGGCGAGGACCUGGAAACUGUGCAGGCUGCCUAUCUUGGCCUCAAGGGCCUUAACAACAACAACAGCCACCCCAGGAUUGAGCCUUACUUGGAUGAAGCUGCCAUGCAAGCACAUGACAACCACUGCUUCUCCAC
This is a messenger RNA of Chrysochloris asiatica (Cape golden mole), 680 nucleotides long. RefSeq names its product sushi domain containing 3 (gene SUSD3). Gene Ontology annotation, cellular component: plasma membrane. The transcript has 5 exons. The annotation marks the transcript as partial. Lineage: Eukaryota; Metazoa; Chordata; Mammalia; Afrosoricida; Chrysochloridae. The record is from RefSeq and is a predicted model, not a curated record.